AUGGUUGUUAAUAAUCCAAAUAAUUGGCAUUGGGUUGAUAAAAACUGUUUGGCUUGGUCCAAGGAAUAUUUUGAUGAGAAAUUAACAAACUUGGAAGUUGAGGAAGGCGGUAGCAAAGUUAAGAUUGCUAAUGUUUCCUCCGUUGAAGGUGAUGUCGAUGUUUCACAGAGAAAGGGGAAGGUAAUAUCAUUGUUUGAUGUGCGAAUUGUGUUGACAUUUAAAGGAUCCAAUGAUAAAACCGACGACAUAAAUGGGUCAAUAACAAUUCCUGAAUUGGCAUAUGAUAGCUCAUCCGCUGGGUUAGUUUUUGAUACUAGUAUCUACAAUGAGUCAAGUGAAAACUCAAACAUCGCAGACUUGAUUAAAAGAAAAUUGAUCCCUGAAUUGAGAAAGAAAUUGAUGCAAUUUGGACCAGAUUUGAUUGAAAUAAACAGUAAGGAUAUUCAGUUGGAGGCUGACAAAGUGACUUCAACGUACACAAAGGCUAAUUUGACUCAAAGUAACAAAUCUGAAUUCGAAUCAGGGUCUAAGGGGCAGUCUACAACGAGCGCAUCGGUUACCAAACCUACGUCAGCUCAACAAGCGAAGUCACUGUCUUCAGUUCCAAAGUACAACACCACAACUUUGCAUCUUGAGCCAACAUUCAACACCUCAGCUGAGCAGAUUUACCUCACAUUACUUGAUACCUCCAGGAUUGCUGCCUGGACUAGGUCUUCUCCAGAAAUUGAGCUGUUCCCACCGAAAAAGGGCUCGUCUUAUAAAUUCUUUGGCGGUGCUGUUCUGGGAAAGAUAUUGAAACUAGUGCCAAAUGAGCAAAUUGUUGAGUUGUGGAGAUUACAAGAUUGGAAAGAGGGCCAUUAUGCGGAAUUAGACAUGAAGUUGAUCCAAAGUAGUGGAGAAACCAAAGUGGUUGUAAAAUUCAGUGGUAUACCAAUUGGAGAGGAGGAGAGAGUCAGGGACAAUUUUGAAGAUAUGUACAUUAGAUCUAUAAAGAUCACCUUUGGGUUUGGCGCCGUCUUGUGA
This is a messenger RNA of Lodderomyces orthopsilosis Co 90-125, 1023 nucleotides long. RefSeq names its product Aha1p (gene AHA1). Gene Ontology annotation, molecular function: ATPase activator activity; protein-folding chaperone binding. The transcript has a single exon. The record is from RefSeq and is a predicted model, not a curated record. The coding region runs from base 1 to 1023 and encodes 340 amino acids. Gene Ontology annotation, biological process: protein folding; positive regulation of ATP-dependent activity. Gene Ontology annotation, cellular component: cytosol. NCBI's taxonomy places the organism in Eukaryota, Fungi, Ascomycota, Pichiomycetes, Serinales, Debaryomycetaceae.